This is a messenger RNA of Cucurbita moschata (crookneck pumpkin), 1739 nucleotides long. Its product is annotated as probable pectinesterase/pectinesterase inhibitor 25. The coding region runs from base 41 to 1738 and encodes 565 amino acids. Gene Ontology annotation, molecular function: pectinesterase inhibitor activity; pectinesterase activity. Gene Ontology annotation, biological process: cell wall modification. The transcript has 3 exons. The record is from RefSeq and is a predicted model, not a curated record. NCBI's taxonomy places the organism in Eukaryota, Viridiplantae, Streptophyta, Magnoliopsida, Cucurbitales, Cucurbitaceae.
UCUCCUUCUUUGCUUACUGAGUCACUUCCGAGUUUACAUUAUGAACUCAGUUCCCUUCAUUUUCCUUCUCUUCCUCUCUCUCGGCCUCGCCGGAGCUUCCGAUUCUGCUCCGCCGUCCGCCUUCCUCUGUAAAUCCACUCUCUAUCCUAAGCUUUGCCGUUCCAUUCUCUCCUCCAUCCGAUUCUCCCCCUCCGAUCCAUACGGCUACGGAAAAUUCUCCGUCAAGAAGUGUCUCAAACAGGCGAUCAAAAUGUCGAGCGUUAUCGGCGAGUAUCUCAACCGAGGAGGCGAUUCGAGGUUGAAUCGGCAGGAGGUUGGCGCUCUGGAAGACUGCAGAGAGCUUUCCGAUUCGAAUGUGGAGUUUCUCCAGUCGAUUGAUGGCGUAUUGGAGGCAGCGGAGGGCGUUGAUGAGGAACUGGUGGAGCGUAUUGAGAGUAUUUUGAGCGCGAUCGUGACGAACGGCCAGACUUGUAUCGACGGAUUGGUGGAGUCGAGGAGUAGUUUGGGGAAUGCGCUAUCGGCACCGCUAUUGAGCGCGGGGGAACUGUACAGUGUAUCGUUAGGACUGGUUAAGAACUCGCUGUCACGGCGGUGGAAGAAGCGGAGGCAGAAGGGAGACGGCGAGGGAGGGAAUUUCCCGGCGGCUGCGCAGAGCAGAGAGCCAUUGAACACGCUGAUCAAGGGACUACAUAUGAGUUCGUGUAACCAAUCCACAAAGUGUUGGGGAAGGAAGCGCUUGUUGACUGAUUUGGGCACCACAGGAAUUUUGAUCAACAACACUGUGGUUGUUAGCUCAACAGGUGCUGACAACUUCACAUCAAUUGGCGAUGCAAUUUCAUUCGCUCCCAACAAUUCAAUGCUUCAAGAUGGCUACUUUGUUAUCUAUGUUAGACAAGGAUACUACGACGAAUACGUUAUCGUCCCCAAGUACAAAACCAACAUAAUGCUCAUCGGAGAUGGCAUUAACCGAACCGUCAUCACGGGGAACCAUAAUGUCGUCGAUGGUUGGACGACUUACAAUUCCUCUACCUUUACUGUUUAUGGGGAUGGAUUUGUUGCAAUAGACAUGACAUUCAGGAACACAGCAGGAGCAGAGAAGCACCAAGCAGUGGCAGUGAGGAACAGUGCAGAUCUCUCAACAUUCUACCGCUGUAGCUUUGAGGGAUAUCAAGACACUCUUUAUGUACAUUCCAUGAGGCAAUUCUACAGGGAAUGCGACGUUUAUGGCACUGUCGACUUCAUUUUUGGCAACGCUGCUGCAGUUUUCCAGCAAUGUAAUCUAUACGCUAGAAAGCCACUCCCCAACCAAAAGAACGCCUUCACGGCGCAAGGCCGAACCGAUCCAAACCAAAGCACGGGCAUCUCGAUCCACAACUGCACCAUCAAGGCUGCCCCAGAGUGGGUGAUGGAUUUGAAUGCGACGACAACAACGACGAUGAACUAUCUCGGGCGGCCGUGGAAGCCGUUCUCAAGGACGGUGUAUAUGCAGUCUUACAUUGGGGAUUUGAUCAGCCCAGUGGGGUGGCUGGAGUGGAAUGGAACGGUGGGAUUGGACACAUUGUAUUAUGGGGAGUUUGAGAAUUAUGGAGCAGGAGCUAACACGAGCUCGAGGGUCAAUUGGGGUGGCCAUAGCUUGAUGAAUAUCACAGAGGCUAUGAAUUUUACCGUCUAUAACUUCACCAUGGGAGAUACUUGGCUGCCCUAUACAGAUAUCCCCUUCUCUGGAGGUUUGCUAUGAA